AAGAACAAGCUUACCUAUUUAAGAAAAGCGGGAGUUAUUCCUUUAAUGCGACAUUCUAGCUGUUCACCGGAAAAAGAAGUCAUUUCAGAGGAUUUUAAUCACAACGAUGAUUAUGUAUGGUUAAAAAAUAAUAUUGAGCCGUGGAAUGAUGUCCAAUCCUGUUGGAGAAGAACAUUUUCAUUACGAAACAAAUCUUUAACAGAUGAAAAAGACGUUGCACAAAUUUACGAAGAUUGGCCAAUUCUAAGAAAUCCUUUGGGAUAUACAUUGAUCGAAGACGAUUUUAAACGAAUUUAUCCUGAAAACUAUAACAAUCUAUUAUUAAAUUUCGAACAAGUAGUCGCUAAAGUAAUCGAGCUACGACAGACACAUUUGUCAAUUCGUGACAAACCUUGGGUUGAAAUUUUUAAAUCCACUACUACUACGGAUGAUUACAAAUCAUACACUGCUCUUCUAUUGUUAUCGGCUCUAAUUCCAUGUACAACGAGAUUAGUUAAAAAGAAGAAACAAUGGAAACCUAAUUGUGACGACGCUAUCAAUGGAAUAAUUAUAAAAGUAGAGAAUAUUGGUGACAUCGACGCCGCAAUAAGACAGAGAAAGCAAGAACAUGAAAAAAGUGGUUUACCGGUUCAGCCGUAUAUGAUUGUUGAAAUUGAAGGGUUGGAUGUCAAACAAAUUGUAUGUAUCAUAAAUGGAAAUUUGUAUUUAGUUCCAUCGAUAAAGAAAGGAAUCGAUACAUGCUUUAAGUUUACAAUGGUUUUAAAUUUGAAAUAUACAGCUGAAAGUGAACAUUUGUGGUACUUUAUACAAAGGGCUAUUUACAAUAUUGAAACUAAGUACGAUCAUAAAAUUCCGGCUAUUAUUAGUAUUGUUAACCAGUUAAAAACUUUUAAAUAAGCCUGUGUGUUAGGUGCAAAGGAAUGGAAAACUUAAAGUGUGUAAUCUGCAAAAAAAAAAUUAAAUUUGACGAUUUAAUAAAUCACAUAAAGUUUUAUCACAAAUAUAGUGAAAAUUUUGAAUGUGCGAUAUGUUUUCGUAUUUACACUAAUAUUUAUGUUCUUGAAAAGCACUUUAAAAGGAUUCAUGCAAAGUUUCCACACAUAGUCGAAAAGCCCGAUUGUAAUGUCGCAAAUAGUGUAUGUAAUAAUGACGUGAUCUCUAUGACGGAAAAUGUUGCAUUUGUUGACGAUUCUAUCGCAAGUUGCGCCCCAAGUUUCUCACAAACUUCUACAGCAGCACACGAAUUAGUACAUCGUUUUGUAUCAGAGUUGUAUAACAAAAAUAUAACAAGGAAAAUUAUUCAGCAAAUAGUAGAAAACUGUAAUGGUCUCUUUUCGGAUUUCACUGAUAACAUUGUU
Molecule: messenger RNA, 1358 nt
Organism: Photinus pyralis (common eastern firefly)
Lineage: Eukaryota; Metazoa; Arthropoda; Insecta; Coleoptera; Lampyridae
Exons: 4
Coding region: 46-897 (283 amino acids)
Source: RefSeq, a predicted model, not a curated record